Sorghum bicolor (sorghum) is the source of this 3644-nucleotide messenger RNA. RefSeq names its product probable LRR receptor-like serine/threonine-protein kinase IRK. The coding region runs from base 342 to 3260 and encodes 972 amino acids. Gene Ontology annotation, biological process: protein phosphorylation. The record is from RefSeq and is a predicted model, not a curated record. NCBI's taxonomy places the organism in Eukaryota, Viridiplantae, Streptophyta, Magnoliopsida, Poales, Poaceae. The transcript is spliced from 3 exons. Gene Ontology annotation, molecular function: receptor serine/threonine kinase binding; ATP binding; protein kinase activity.
UCUCGCUGCUCCACUCUCAGGCAGCCCACUCUCCGCUGCUCUCCUGCUCCCUCUAUCUCUCACCCUCCCCCUGCCCUGCAUUCUUCAAUGGAGUUUUCAGGCGAGUCGGCGGCGGCGGCGGCGGCAACGACGUAGACGGGCGCAUCCUGGCUCGGCAGUUCUCCGCAGGAAGGAAGAAGGUACGCCAUUUGAAGCUUUGAGGUCCCCACGCGCAGAUUUGAGCGAACUCCACCCCCGGACUCUCGGUUCCUCCCGCCGAUUCGUCUUCCUGCAUCGACCCCGAGCAUUUAUUUGCGCCGCCGCCUCCCUGUGCUUCACCAAUAAGUACGUCUUCCUGAGCAAUGCGGCCGCUCGCGCUGCUGGUUCUCGCCCACCUCGCCGCCCUCGUGGCGGCGGCGGAGGCCAAGGGCGGCGCGGCGGGGGCGGGGCUGGGCGACGACGUGCUGGGGCUGAUCGUGUUCAAGGCCGACGUGUCGGACCCCGACGGCCGCCUCGCGACGUGGAGCGAGGACGACGAGCGGCCCUGCGCCUGGGGCGGCGUCACCUGCGACGCGCGCACGGGCCGCGUCUCUGCGCUCUCCCUCGCCGGCUUCGGCCUCUCGGGCAAGCUCGGACGGGGCCUCCUCCGCCUCGAGGCGCUCCAGUCGCUCUCGCUCGCCCGCAACAACCUCUCCGGCGACGUCCCCGCGGAGCUCGCCCGCCUCCCGGCGCUCCAGACGCUGGACCUCAGCGCCAACGCCUUCGCCGGUGCCAUUCCGGAGGGGCUCUUCGGCCGCUGCCGCUCCCUCCGCGACGUCUCGCUCGCCGGCAACGCCUUCUCUGGCGGCAUCCCGCGGGACGUCGCCGCGUGCGCCACGCUGGCGUCGCUCAACCUGUCCUCCAACCUCCUGGCCGGCGCGCUGCCCAGCGACAUUUGGUCCCUCAACGCGCUGCGCACGCUGGACAUCUCCGGCAAUGCCGUCACCGGCGACCUCCCGAUCGGUAUCAGCAGGAUGUUCAACCUUCGGGCGCUCAACCUGCGAGGCAACCGUCUCACUGGUAGCCUCCCGGACGACAUUGGGGACUGCCCGUUGCUUAGGUCAUUGGAUCUUGGGUCCAACUCGCUGUCCGGCGACUUACCAGAGUCCCUGCGGAGGCUCUCCACCUGCACAUACCUUGACCUGAGCUCGAAUGAGUUCACUGGGAGUGUGCCAACAUGGUUUGGAGAAAUGGGAAGCCUGGAAAUUCUGGAUUUGUCGGGGAACAAGUUCUCUGGCGAGAUUCCAGGGUCUAUUGGCGGGUUGAUGUCAUUGAGGGAGCUGAGGUUGUCUGGGAAUGGGUUCACCGGAGCCUUGCCUGAAUCAAUCGGGGGAUGCAAGAGCCUGAUGCAUGUUGAUGUCAGCUGGAACUCUCUUACGGGUGCCCUGCCUAGCUGGGUUCUCGGUUCUGGUGUGCAAUGGGUGUCGGUGUCGCAGAACACGUUGAGCGGGGAGGUAAAAGUGCCCGCAAAUGCUUCUUCAGUGCUUCAAGGAGUGGACUUGUCGAACAAUGCCUUCUCUGGAGUUAUUCCAUCGGAAAUCUCCAAGCUGCAGAAUUUGCACUCGUUGAACAUGUCAUGGAACUCAAUGUCUGGAAGUAUUCCGGCCAGCAUUUUGGAGAUGAAGUCACUGGAGGUUCUUGAUUUGACUGCCAACCGACUAAAUGGGUGCAUUCCAGCUUCAACUGGAGGGGAGUCAUUGCAGGAGUUGAGGCUGGGGAAGAACUUCCUAACUGGAAACAUCCCAGCUCAGAUUGGCAAUUGCUCUUCCCUAGCAUCACUGGAUCUUUCACAUAACAAUUUAACAGGAGGAAUUCCGGAGACAAUAUCUAACCUUACCAAUCUCGAGAUUGUUGAUCUUUCUCAGAACAAGCUUACUGGUGUUCUACCAAAGCAGCUUUCUAACCUCCCCCACCUCCUGCAGUUCAAUGUUUCACAUAACCAGCUCUCUGGGGAUCUCCCUCCCGGUAGCUUCUUUGAUACAAUCCCCUUAUCUUCUGUGUCGGAUAAUCCUGGCCUUUGUGGCGCAAAGCUCAAUUCGUCUUGUCCUGGUGUGCUGCCAAAACCAAUCGUGCUGAACCCAAACACUUCUUCUGAUCCAAUAUCACCAACCGAGCCUGUGCCCGAUGGUGGUCGCCAUCAUAAGAAAACCAUACUGAGCAUCUCAGCCCUUGUUGCAAUUGGUGCUGCUGCUCUAAUUGCUGUUGGUGUCAUUACCAUCACGGUUCUUAACCUUCGAGUGCGUGCCCCUGGAUCUCAUUCUGGUGCUGCUCUGGAACUCUCAGAUGGAUAUCUCAGCCAGUCACCAACAACUGACAUGAAUGCAGGCAAGCUUGUCAUGUUUGGAGGAGGAAAUCCAGAGUUCAGUGCCAGUACCCAUGCUCUUCUGAACAAGGAUUGCGAGCUUGGGCGUGGUGGUUUUGGCACUGUCUACAAGACCACUCUUCGAGAUGGACAACCUGUUGCCAUCAAGAAGCUCACUGUGUCAAGCUUGGUUAAAUCUCAAGUUGAAUUUGAGAGAGAAGUUAAGAUGCUGGGCAAGCUACGCCAUCGCAACCUAGUUGCACUAAAGGGUUAUUACUGGACACCGUCGCUUCAGCUUCUCAUUUAUGAGUUUGUCUCUGGGGGUAACUUGCACAAACAAUUGCAUGAAUCAUCCACCACAAAUUGCCUGUCCUGGAAGGAAAGAUUUGACAUAGUCCUCGGUAUAGCAAGAAGCCUUGCUCAUCUCCACAGGCAUGAUAUUAUCCAUUACAAUCUGAAAUCAAGCAACAUUCUGCUCGAUGGAUCAGGUGAGGCGAAGGUAGGAGAUUAUGGGUUAGCAAAGCUGCUCCCGAUGCUGGAUCGUUACGUCCUAAGUAGCAAGGUGCAGAGUGCGCUUGGAUACAUGGCCCCGGAGUUUGCAUGCAGAACUGUGAAGAUCACUGAGAAAUGCGAUGUGUACGGGUUUGGUGUUCUUAUUCUUGAGAUUCUGACUGGUAGGACACCUGUGGAGUACAUGGAAGAUGAUGUGAUUGUGCUCUGUGAUGUAGUGAGGGCGGCUUUGGAUGAAGGCAAGGUGGAAGAAUGUGUUGAUGAGAGGCUCUGCGGCAAAUUUCCACUGGAGGAGGCUGUUCCGAUCAUGAAACUUGGUUUGGUAUGUACUUCUCAGGUUCCGUCAAACAGGCCGGACAUGAAUGAGGUGGUGAACAUACUGGAGCUGAUCAGAUGCCCCCAGGAUAGCCCGGAGACUGAAUUGGGUUAACCUCUACCUACAUUGAGUACCUGUUGGUUUUACUUUUGAGAUCCUUCUUUGCUUGGUAACUGACCAAACAAAGAAAGAUGGAGGGAGUUCUAUUCUAUCCAGUGUGCAAUUGCGAAGCUGUCGAAAUGUCUAGCUAGUCUUUUGAUGGUUAGGGAAUUAUUAUGUAAUGCCUACAAUAGUUUCAUCGCCUCCCGGGGUGUUGAUGUGUUUGACUUAGAUCCUCACCAGUAAGGUCAAGGCGUAUGGUGUGGAUCCUCUCACAUCAAUCCUGGUGGCCUGUAAUUUCAGUUUUCGUUAUGCAAUCUGGUGCAAGUUGUCUUUUCUGGAUCAUGUUAUGGAAGCUUGCCACAUUUUGGAUCUUUGCUAUCUAACCAUCGAUUUGAU